UCUGAUUAUUGUUGUGUACACAUAUACAUACAGUUUUAUUUGCUUUACAGUUUCUCUCCUUUUUUCGAUUUUGAAUAACGUAUUCACCACGUUGGAUCGAAGACUUUCAAGAUAAGAUCUUAAGAAAUGGCAUUUGUGGGUCGCAUGAACAGUCGUGGCAAGUUUGUUGACUGUGAAAUGUAUAGCGGUGGACGCUCUAAGGUGAAUACAACACCGAAUGGAUCGUUGGAUGAGGAGACCGAAAUGGGCACUCGGCGUACAAAAUGCUCGCGUACAUACAUCAAGUCGUAUGACCAUGAGCCGCGUCUCAUGCUCUCUAGUCCCAGCACGGUGCGCUAUGUGGGCCGCUCCGCAUCGUCCUGCGAGCUCAACUCGAUGGCCGACACGGAGAUGUCCACACUGCGCUGCAGCUCACCGAGAUCCUUGGAAACGGACACUGUAACACUGACACCCGAAAACAACUCCGAAAAUAGCUCCUUGUCUGAUGGUAGUGGAGCAGUCGCUGCAACGGCCGAGAGAAUAAUGCCGCCGCCAAGACAACAAAUGUUACUUAAGCAAUACGAGGUGGAGGAGCAGCAACUGGAAAGAGGUUCCACAACAUCCAUGUGCAGCUGGGAGGAGGAGGAGGCCGUCUCCAUGUAUACGUCGAUGGAUAGCCAACCAAUCGACGAACCCGAAACUCGGAGCUGCUGUGCUGUGCCCCUACUCGAACUUGGCUCGGACACAGCCUCCCUCUACUAUGACCAGCAAGUGCAAUUGGAUCAAUUGAAGCUGAUGCGUCGCUCGAACGAGGCCUACGAUAAUUGGCUUUCGGGCAAGAAGCGGCAAUACCAAUACAAGCAGCAGGCAGCGCGGGAACAGCGCGAGCUAAAACAACGAAAGGAGGCAUUGCGUCAACAGCUAAACGAGCAGCGGGUACAGGAAUGGUGUCAGCGAAAGGCACGCCAAUGCAACGCAAACACCAACGCCCGAACCAGCACCAACACGAACACCAACAAGCACAGAUCAAACACUGCUGCUAGGCCAGUUCGGCAGCAAUUGAUAGAUGAGACAACGGCGCAACGACGCCUCCAGGGCUGGGAGUUGAAGAAGAUGCAACAGGCGGAGCAGCGGCGUCAGCUGGAGCAGCGCGAGCAGCUGCGAAAGCAACGGGAACAGCAACAGCGCAAACAGCAGGCGGCUCUGGCGUGGCAGCAAUGGGUUAAGGGCGUGGCGCAACGCCCAAAGCCCGUGCCACUUAAUCAAGGCCUAAACACGCUGCGCGGCACAGUCUCAAAUAUCUACAUUAAUCCUAAACAGUGGGUGAACGUUAACGAAAAAACUAGGACCUAAAUAAACAGUAAGCAAUAUUUAAAAU
Messenger RNA from Drosophila novamexicana, 1357 nucleotides. Its product is annotated as coiled-coil domain-containing protein 34. Lineage: Eukaryota; Metazoa; Arthropoda; Insecta; Diptera; Drosophilidae. The record is from RefSeq and is a predicted model, not a curated record. Bases 127 to 1332 code for a protein of 401 amino acids. The transcript is spliced from 2 exons.